AUGGGGAAUGAUCGUUAUGUGAGUUCUGUCACGUAUCAUAUUCCUUCUACCAUAAAUCAGGAGAGGGAAAAAGGCUCGAUCGAAAUAUUCACAGACGGCUCGAGAGUGGAUAACCACGUUGGAGCUGCUUUUAUGGCAAUGCAGAAUGACGCUGAAAUUCAUACUGAACAAUAUAGAUUAAUGGACUCAUGCUCGGUUUUUCAAGCUGAGCUCUAUGCUAUCGAAAGAGCAAUUAUGUGGGUAACAAGAACCCAUGUGUCUGAUCAAAUCAUAAUAAAUACAGAUAGCAGAUCUGCUUUAGAUACUCUACAACAAUUUGCUGAUACUAAUGCAACAGCUUUAAAUAUUAAACAAAUAAUAAAUCAAAGUGGAAUUAACAUCAAAAUGAAAUGGAUAAAGGCCCAUAGUGGCAUAUUUGGGAACGAGAGAGCGGACCUCCUAGCUAAGGAGGCGGCACACAUGACUGACGUGACUCAAGGCAGGAUCCCCAUUUCGGGGAUAAAGAGACUACUCAGAGACGAAACCAUUGCAGAGUGGCAAGACAGAUGGUCAUACUCUCAGAAAGGAAGACACAUGUUUUGGUUAAUACCAAGCGUGGAAGAACGAGUCAAAGAACUCAAUUGGCUCCCUAUGGAUCACAUCAAUUGUCAACUAUAUACAGGCCACGGGAAUUGCUACUCAUACUUAAAGAAAAUCGGUAAAAGGCAAUCAGAAGUAUGCGAUUGUGGUAGCGGCAUUCAAGACAUAAGUCAUCUAUUACUUAACUGUUACAAGUAUGAUAAAGAAAGGACAGAAAUUCUAAGUCUUCAUCAUUUAAACACUGGAAAUAAUGACCUACAACUCUAUAACCUCAUCAGAGAUAAGUGCCUCAAACAUGACCUCAGGACCUUCGUGAGAAGGACACUUUUGUAA
This is a messenger RNA of Centruroides sculpturatus (bark scorpion), 912 nucleotides long. RefSeq lists its product as uncharacterized. Bases 1 to 912 code for a protein of 303 amino acids. The record is from RefSeq and is a predicted model, not a curated record. Gene Ontology annotation, molecular function: RNA-DNA hybrid ribonuclease activity; nucleic acid binding. The transcript is spliced from 2 exons. Lineage: Eukaryota; Metazoa; Arthropoda; Arachnida; Scorpiones; Buthidae. Gene Ontology annotation, biological process: DNA replication, removal of RNA primer.